This is a messenger RNA of Procambarus clarkii (red swamp crayfish), 7349 nucleotides long. The record is from RefSeq and is a predicted model, not a curated record. Lineage: Eukaryota; Metazoa; Arthropoda; Malacostraca; Decapoda; Cambaridae.
AGAUGGAGGUCUGUGGAGAGGACACAUCGUGUCCACAAACUACGCAUAUUUCGUGUUUAUACCCAGAGAUCCUAGCACUUAUAUUCAGUUACUUGGACGUUAAAGACAAAGGGCGUGUAGCGCAAGUGUGUACGAACUGGCGGGAUGCUGCCUAUCACAAGAGCGUGUGGAGAGGAGUGGAGGCGAAGCUCCACCUGCGCAGACCCAACCCGUCUUUGUUCGAGUCUCUAGUGUGCCGAGGGAUCCGGCGGGUGCAGGUGUUGUCGUUGAGGCGGGUGCUGAGGGACGUGAUCAGCGGCGUGCCCAACAUCACCUCCCUCAACCUCUCCGGCUGCUACAACGUCUCCGACAUCGGCCUGACGCACGCCUUCGCCAGCGAGUGCCCCUCCCUCACCCACCUCAACCUCUCGCUCUGUAAGCAGAUCUCAGACUCCUCCUUGGGAAAAAUAGCGCAACAGCUGAGGAACUUGGAGGUGCUGGAGCUGGGCGGGUGUUCUUAUAUCACCAACACCGGCCUCUUGUUAGUGGCGUGGGGCUUAAAGAAAUUACGGAGACUUAAUUUAAGGUCGUGUUGUUUAGUGAGUAACCAGGGCAUCGCGUACCUGGCGGGUCAGCACCAGGAGGCUGCCGACGGCACCACGGCCCUCGAGCACCUGGGCCUCCAGGACUGUCAGAAGCUGUCAGACGAGGCGCUGCGCCACGUCGCCCACGGCCUCCCCAACCUCAAGAGUAUUAACCUCUCCUUCUGCGCCAGCAUCACAGACUCGGGCCUCAAAUACUUGGCGCGGAUGCCCAGCCUCCGUGAGUUAAACUUAAGAUCGUGUGAUAACAUCUCCGACAUCGGGAUAGCCUACCUGGCGGAGGGAGGCUCGAGGAUUACCACGCUGGACGUCUCCUUCUGCGACAAGAUCGGGGAUCAGGCGCUAGUGCACAUCUCCCAGGGCCUGUUCACCCUGCGGUCACUCUCCUGCUCGGCGUGUCAGAUUAGUGACGACGGCAUCCACCGCAUCGCACGCACGCUCCACGAACUCGACACACUCAACAUCGGGCAGUGCGUGAGAGUCACGGACAAGGGCCUGCAGCUCAUCGCCGAACACCUCACCAAUCUCUACUGCAUUGACCUGUACGGGUGCAACCGCAUCACCACGGUGGGCCUGGAGAGAAUCAUGCAGCUGCCUCGCCUCUCUGUGCUCAACCUGGGUCUGUGGCACAAGCACAGACGGUGACGGUUGUCUCACCUAGGUCACCCUAACCAAUCUGCAGGCCAGGAGCAGGCGGUGUACAGUCCCACCAGCACGCACUCAAGGUAACAGUCUCCGCCGGGCCGGUGCUGGGGUCGUCGUCACCUUAAAACUGUGACCGCCAGCAUCGGCUCGCAAAGUAAAUAUUUCCUUGACCGUAUAUACUCUGUACCACGUUGCUUCUGUGACUUCACUAUUUAAGGGCUGUGCUAAAAUUAAAUUCUUCGUGAGGACAUGCACUGUGGACAUGGGGACUAUUCCCAUAAGCCUAUGUAUACUGUUCAAAAUAAACAUAUCAGCGCAUGUGUCCACGAAGCGGUUUCGUAAUUCGUCAUAUGAAAGUGUUUCAAUCGGUGCCAUGAAAACUAUCACCUUAAAUCCUCCCCAUGAUGAACUAAUUGAACCCCUUCUUCCGUGCCAUGAAAAUUGCUGACUUAAACAAUUGUUCCACAAAGGUUUUCUGUUUUAGGAAGACUUGUAUAUCGUUACUACAACGAAAUGGCACCACAUUGAACUGUCCAUUAUGUACGUUACAUUGUUCAAAAGUCCCUCGCAAAUGUGAUUCCCAUUUUAAGCAGUGUGGCGACACUGAGUGGGGGGGGGGGGGCACGGUGCCAAUCAAUGCCAACUGUCAAGCUUGGUGUCAAAAGUUAAUGAACAAAUGUCAUUGAAUUCUCGGACAUGUAACAAUUUGUAUAUAAUGUAGUGACGUGAUAACCCCAUGUGAUAUGUGUGUAUGCGUUAUUAUAAUCUAAGAAUAAAUACUAUGCCUGCGAAGGAAUGAAGCACUUGAGGCUAUGUUUCACUAGAGUGAAUGAUCCUGUAAUUAGCGUGUUUCAAGAUGUAACAUCAGUGAUUCUUCUGUACAUAUUAUAUAUAUUAUAAAUAUAGAUUUAUAUAUGAAAAAUGGGCUAGGUAUGAAGCCCAAAGUGUGACUUGGUACCUGGAGUAAGACUUCAAGUGUAAACACUGCAUGUCUUGACAGACAACCCCCCCCCCCCACUAGUGACAGGUUAAUAUAACAGCUGUUGAGUCACGUGGGCUGUGGGAGGCGGACGGUGGGAGUGGGAGCCCACCCUGGGUGCCCACCGUGGGAGCUCACCGUGGGUGCCCACCAUGGGUGCCCUCACCUGCCUGUCCACGAGACUUUUUUUUUAAUUUUAAUUGUUAUCUGUUUACUAUUAAUUCGAAUGCACCCUGGCAUCUAGGGAAUUAAAACCUUCCCUCGUUAAACAGGUGCAUUUGAACUUCCUCCUCUUCUCCCAUCACCCACAGACUCGUAUCGUCGUUAAUCUGUCAAACAGCAUCUUUCCUGAUGUACUGUGGGUUAUAAUUAUCUUACCCCCCCCCCUCCCCCCUCCUUCACCUACUGUCUGGUGCGACGCGGAAGAACAUUUCACACGAGCUAAGACAAUCUCUCUUUUUUCCUUGUGAGUUUUGUAAACAAUCCUAUACACUUUUUUUCGUAAAUUAUUUAAAAACAGUUUAAUAUAUUUUCUCUCGAGGACCUUUAAACAGAAGGUACGCAUGCUUUUUUUUUCUUAUCUUUCACUGUUAACCACAAUUCAGUAAUUAUGUGAUUGUUGUGUGUGUGACAAUUGUCAAAAUGUAUCAUAUCACGGCUGUGCGAUAACUUGCCAUGGUAUCAGCCACCAGUAAUUUAUAUGUAAACAACUGUUCAAUUUAUUUUUUCAAGUGCUUAAUAUUUGUGUUCAAAGCUUGCGUUAUCAGUCAGUUGCAGUAUGUGUAAUAAUGCAUUGUAUUUUGUUGCCCCCCUCGGAGUGCCGUGAAUCCAUCAUUAGCCUAUUGUUAAAACUGGUGCUAAACAGUCCAAUUUCUUUAUUAAUAAGCUUACUAAAGAGCUGAAGUUGCUCUAGUUGCCAUACAACUAGAGCAGUUGUAUGGCAACAGCUGGCCAGUUGCCUCGUUACCCAGAGCAUCACAGUCUAUUAUAUUCACUCAUUAUUGGCUCUUAAAGAAUCACUCAAGAUAUAAGAUACUGACCUUAAUAACGUAACAUCGUCAAUAAAAAUAAAUAAAAUGAAAAAUAAAAUGUUUAUUCAGGUAAGGUCCAUACAUACAAGAGAUUUUAUAUAAAUUGAUCGAUUUAUAAAUGGAGCUAGUACAUACAAUGCCUAAAGCCAAUGCCAAUUCCUUAAAAAAAUAAGACUGUACUAAACCGGGAAGAUGAAACAAGAUCUCUUAAGGAUGGGGAAUACGUACUAAGAGACUUCAUCCCCCUAUGCAUAUCUUUUAUUUCAUCAUUAUACCAAUGGAACAAGGUUUUAAACUUUGAACUACAGGUAAAUCUGUACAUUAAAUGAGAUUGAUGUUAUCCACUGAAUGGAUAAUUGAUUUACCUUUGUUCCAAUAUUAAAUGUCUUGUGGAGCAGCAACUUUAACAACCUGUACAACCAAACUUUUAAUAUUUGUAAGCUAAAGUAUAUUCUGAAAACAUUAAUUUAACCACACACAGAUAAAAAUAGUCAAACGCUUAAAUAGCUGUUAUGAAACAUUUAAACUUUUGAGGAAAGUGCUAAAUGAAAAGCCUAGUUAUACCAGUUUGAGGUUCUCAGGCGUCCUGAUAGUCCUGAUUAGCACAAAUAUUUAUAAUUGCCUAUUAUGGGUUACUCUCACUUUCCUUAAUAACACUCAAAAUUAUAUACAAUUUACUCAAGAGGUAGUUUUGGUUCAAAAGCAAUCAUUAAUAUAUAAUAUUUUAAAUUAAUACUAUCUGGGUUCCAACACUAGAAAAAAAGAGUUAUAAGUUAAAAUUGUAUUUUUGUGCAUACUUAUUAAUGACUUCAAGCCGUAAAAGUCUCGAAUUACUUGCUCAUUUGAUGUGUUUGUAAAUGCUGAUGAAGUCAGAAACUUGUUUUUUCUACCAUAAUUAGGCUUUACUCGGUCAAUAAUUCUAGCCUCAUUGACCCCAUCACUCGUUAUGCUGGCCAUUACCUCCAAUAUAUUGACCCUACGUCUCACUGUGUUCAGGAAGAGCCGUGGCAAAGUAUUGCCCUGGGUAGACUACUGAUGGCACUAACUGUUGAGUACAGCUGUGUGCGCCAGUUGCCAGAUCAAAUAUACUUUUAUAAUAUUGAAUAUCAUGAUUAUUAGGCUAGCUUUAUUAUUUAAUACUUAUUUAAUUCUGCGCACCAUUAGUUAAAUUUAAGUUAUGAUUUGUUCUAACUUUAAUUUUGCUCUACCUGACAAAAACUCAUAUUGGACCUUAGUAUCAAAGUAGAGAUGGAUUCACGACAUUCUGCUCGUAGAAUGAAGUUAGAAUCUGGGAUGGUCCGGGAUUUUCUCACCACAGAUACCCGCACUAUCUUGUCCUAACCUUACUCUUAGGCACUUGUUACACUCAUGGACUUGUAAACCAUUACGGUCCAAGAGGAAACAGAGUGUUCUGUGUUGUCAUGCCAAAUGCCAAACUCUGUUCCACCUCUGUGGUCGAUGACAGAGGAGAGGCCACUAUUGUGGUACUCUGCCGGACACCACCCAAUAUUACGGGUACUUGCUCAAAGCUAAACCUCCACAUCGGCAGUAUUAUUUAUGAGAAGGGUCAGUCACGAUGAAAAUAACCUAUAGUCAGAUGAACAAAGCUGGUGUACCACCGAGACCCCAAGCAACGGUUCUUGGACGUUGGUUCAUGGCUGGCUGGUCCAGUUUUGUCAUGCUCUAAUGUCCAGACAAAUUCAUUGGUUGGAAUAGUUGUACACAUAAAAGUUUUGUUCCCUCUGGAUCAGUCACCUUCACCCUCCGACAACAACAACACAUCGCUAGCCUCGCCCUUCUCUCUUACCGACAACUGAACCUGUUGAGUAAUACCAGAUAAAGCCUGACACCAGCGGUGCGAUAGUCAAUCAGGCGGUCUAGUAUUACUCCUUGUUUACUUGGAGUUCAUCAAUACGUUACGUAGCUACUCUUAUCCUUGUUUAGUGAGUGCUGGGUUUGCUGCUCCUAGCUUGAAGUCAAACUCACAAAGUUGUAUUAGAAUUAUAUUUUUUUAUUUGUCAAUUAUCAAACAUUUAAGUGUUAUUAGACUAUUUAAAUAUAUUGUUACAUGAAACAGCUGCAAUGUGUUUAUUCUCAAUAAUCAGAAAGUUGUAUAAAGCCUGGCUAUUUUUCACCGGAAUAUUUCUUAAGAUUUUAUAUUUUGUCUGUGUGAAUUAAACUUUAUAUUGCAUCUAAAUCACAUUACUUGAUUACUGUAUUCAUUCACGUGAAGCUUUGAGGAAGUAAAGCUUAGCAACACUUCAAGAGGCCGGGCGGGGGUGGAUGGAUGCGAGGCUUGCCUGCAUUCUUGCACCCCAAACUGUGCCAGUACACCCGCUCACAGUCGUCAGCUGCACUGUCAUACUGUCACGGGUAUGACAGUUGUAGCUGGUGGCGACACCCUGUCAUAUACUCUCACAUGUAGACAGCAGCUGCUGGUGACUUCAAACUGUCCUACAUUAUAGCAGCUGCUCUGAUAUUGCAUAUAACAUGAGCACCUGGCAUGCAUUAGUGUGUAUAGCAACAUAUCUCAUCACAGGUGCAUGCCAGCAGCUGUCAAUCAGUAACAGGUGCAUGCCAGCAGCUGUCAAUCAGUAACAGGUGCAUGCCAGCAGCUGUCAAUCAGUAACAGGUGCAUGCCAGCAGCUGUCAAUCAGUAACAGGUGCAUGCCAGCAGCUGUCAAUCAGUAACAGGUGCAUGCCAGUAGCACAGGUGAACAACACUUUCCUGACAUGAAUUAGAUGUAAUAUUGGUGAAUAUCUUAUGCUAACUGCGCAACUUGAAUCCGUCCAAGACACCAACACGUUAAUAAGCUUUCGUGUCACUGCUAAAGCUUAUUGUUGGGUCAAGAAAUUAUUAUUCUCUGCAGCAAAGUGUGCAUUGACACUUGACACUGCGCGGUCAAGCAAACACAAUCCUCUCGGUGCAAAACUGAUUGUAGAAUACACACACACACACACCUGACUAUCCACCCCUCCAUUCCCCCAGACACGCACAUAUAUAUAUAUACAUAUAAUCACACCCUGUACAUUCCUAGCGGGCAUUCCUAUAGUCACGUCAUUGGGAGAUCAUCGUAAUCACUCAUCUCAUCACGUUAUGCAUCUCACCUCAUCAUCCUGCCAUCCACAUUUGCCAGUAAUAACUAUUAUUGUGUCAUCUUCCCUGAGGAAUGCUGGUCACCGUUAUUGUCAUGUUUCAACAGUGUCCAAGGUGGGAGUGUAACAGAUGACUGACGUGUCGCUGCGGGGGUGCGCGCGCGACACGUGGGUUUGUUUAUGUCUCGUCACUGCCACGUGGUUUUGUUUACAACACAUCAUUUGUUGCUGUAGACAAGACGCGUGAGUUUUCAUGUUGACACGUGGUACUGUUUACAUCAUGUACUUAUCACUGCCUGACAGCUGAUACUGUUUAUAAAGAACUAUAUCUGAUGUAAUCCACUUCAAAUGUGAGUACUCACCUUCGAAAGUGUUUACUCAGCAUGUCCAUGUUGACUCACACUAACGACUGGCCAGGCCGAGGCUACGUUAGUGGUGGUAUGAACAUCUGCGUUAGUAAAGCUUGGCUAGGAGGCCAGUCAUUCAUUACGUCAGGUAACUGGAUCAGUUGUAUUCUAUCUAAUCAAUAUACUAUCAGUUGUAUUCUAUCUAAUCACAUGUCACCUACACCCUGUACUGAAUAUUCCAAUCACUCAGCUUGUAUUGUAUGCACCAGACAUCUAGUCUGCUUUGGCAUAUACCAGUCACCCAGCUUGGACUGGCAUAUACCAAUCACCUGGUCUGGUGUGGACUAUUCCAAUAUAUAGCUUUGAGGAUUCGUAGAAUAUACCAUAUUAAAGCUAAAACUUAAGCUUUAGACGACUGAGAUCUCGAGUGAAGCUUUACUAGUGCCAGCUUGUCAGUUCAAGGACCACUUGACUGUGUACCAGUGUGUCCACUGGGUAGUGUGACCAAGUGUAAAUACUCUCCAGUGUGUAUACGGAACCGAAGGCUCCCCCCUUUUAUCAAAUGUGAUACCUUCAUACUUCAAAAUAUUGUUGAAUUUAAUAGAUUUUAUGUAUUCAACUUUUGUAUUUACAAAUUUGACCAAAUGCUCAAUAAAUAUUUUAUUAAAUA